AUGUCUGAUGCAGCUACAAUGGAUGCGAUCUUCCACGGAAAGUAUCAGCUAGUAUUCUUUACACCUGAAAUGAUCAUCAGCAAGAAGCAUUGGAGAAGACUUCUGGGGGGAGAUGUGUAUGCUAAUAGACUCAAGGCUUUGAUAAUCGAUGAAGCUCAUUGUGUGAAGAAAUGGGGUGAGACUUUCAGGCAAAUGCUGUUGAGAAUUAGAGAAGUGCGCAGCCUCAUUCCAACAUCAGUUCAUGUGAUGGCGCUAACAGCAACAGCUACCCGAAGUGACAUUUCAUUCAUUUCUCGUAUUGUUGGCCUAAGAAACCCAUUUGUCAUUACGAGAGUCCCAGUAAUCCCAAAUUUGAUUUAUGCUGUUGGAUUGUUCAAAAGUAUACCAGAGACAUUCCAAAACUUGGCCCAGAAAUUGGAUUACCUUGGAGCUGCAUUCACAAAUCCUGAUGAUGCACCUGAUCUUCCUGAAUUUCGCCUCGUGGACAUGUUUACAAGUGUCACUGAUCCAGCCCAUAAAUCUGAAAUCAUUCGUUUAUUUAAGGGUGAUGGCAAUCUUCGCAUUGUUGUAGCUACUAUGGAAUUUGGUAUGGGUGUUGAUUGUCCCAACAUUCGGUAA
Messenger RNA from Halichondria panicea, 618 nucleotides. Its product is annotated as ATP-dependent DNA helicase RecQ-like. The coding region runs from base 1 to 618 and encodes 205 amino acids. Gene Ontology annotation, molecular function: nucleic acid binding; 3'-5' DNA helicase activity; ATP binding. The transcript is spliced from 3 exons. Gene Ontology annotation, cellular component: nucleus; chromosome; cytoplasm. NCBI's taxonomy places the organism in Eukaryota, Metazoa, Porifera, Demospongiae, Suberitida, Halichondriidae. Gene Ontology annotation, biological process: double-strand break repair via homologous recombination. The record is from RefSeq and is a predicted model, not a curated record.